CUCCUCAGCUGAAUUUGGGGUAUUGACUUAAAACCUCCAACAUUUCACCGUUUCUCUCCCCGUUUUUAGGUGUAAUUUUGACAUGAAGAAAGGCUGAGAGAAUUGGGAGUGUUCAGCCUGGAGAAGAGAAGCUCCAGGGUGAGAGGCACUCUCCAAAAUCCACCAUGAUUUCUCUCUUUGAGUCCGAGUUCCUGAAUGUCAUCAUCGGGGCCGUGUGCGGCGUGUGCCUGGGCUGGGUCAUCCGGGGGAGGCUCCGCAGGAAGCCUGGAGCUGGAAUAAUGCCAGAUCCUUCCAACAGCCUGGGGGGCGAGGCUGACAUCAUGGGAGAGUCUGGGGAGCUCAAGUUGGUGCUGAUCGUCCGCAAUGACCUGAAGAUGGGCAAGGGCAAAGUAGCAGCACAGUGCUCCCAUGCUGCUGUCUCUGCCUACAAGCAGGUUCACAAAAGGAAUCCUGAGCUCCUGAAGCAGUGGGAAUAUUGUGGACAACCUAAAGUGGUCCUCAAAGCUCCUGAUGAAGAGACUCUGGUGCAGCUCCUGGCUGAGGCAAAGCGCCUGGGGCUGACUGUGAGCUUGAUACAGGAUGCUGGGCGUACUCAGAUAGCUCCAGGCUCCAGGACAGUCCUUGGGAUCGGACCAGGACCAGCUGAUGUCAUAGAUAAAGUUUCUGGUCACCUUAAACUCUUCUAAACUGGUACCAAAAAGACCUGGAUGUGUUCAUGUAUGUGUCAGUACUGAAGGGAUAAAAAUCCAAGUUGGGCUUUUUUCCCUUAUCUUCCCUUGUUAAUAAAAUAAGCAAGUUUUUUAAGAUUUAAAUUUGUAAA
Messenger RNA from Cyanistes caeruleus (blue tit), 820 nucleotides. RefSeq names its product peptidyl-tRNA hydrolase 2 (gene PTRH2). Gene Ontology annotation, biological process: negative regulation of anoikis; positive regulation of anoikis. NCBI's taxonomy places the organism in Eukaryota, Metazoa, Chordata, Aves, Passeriformes, Paridae. The record is from RefSeq and is a predicted model, not a curated record. Gene Ontology annotation, molecular function: peptidyl-tRNA hydrolase activity. Gene Ontology annotation, cellular component: cytosol.